Molecule: messenger RNA, 1378 nt
Organism: Juglans microcarpa x Juglans regia
Lineage: Eukaryota; Viridiplantae; Streptophyta; Magnoliopsida; Fagales; Juglandaceae
Exons: 10
Coding region: 136-1164 (342 amino acids)
Biological process (GO): CAAX-box protein processing
Cellular component (GO): membrane
Molecular function (GO): metalloendopeptidase activity
Source: RefSeq, a predicted model, not a curated record
AUAGUCAUUCCCUUUGAGUUUUGACUUUUGGUUCGAGCCUUAUCCUAGAGAGAGAGCAAGCGGAGGAGCACAGGCACAGCACGCUGGGCGCUCUAAAUUUUUCUGAUACUGAAUAAUUAUUGAACAAAGCAAACAAUGGUGUCGACGGUACUUUCAGUUUCCUCGCUGCUAGUUCAGUCUUCUUUCUGCUGCAGUUUUCCUGGCUCGCCGAAACCUAAAAUCUUUGCCAAGCAAAGCCGUGCCCUCGCUCUCAAUUGGUUCUCGUCGCACCGCCGAUUUAACCGGUCCAUUUCCGGUAGAGCACUGCGCUCAGUUUGCUUUUUCAAUGCUGGAGAUAAGUCUAAAGGCGAUCUUCAAGAAAAGGAAACUGGGUUGGACUGGCCCAUUUUGAAGCGAUGGGAUGUGCCCUGGGAAUGGCAAACCGUUUCCUUGACUUCGCUUGCUUGCGGAUUAAGUUUUGUUUUGACAGGGUUGGUAGAGGCAGCGGCUAUACCAUAUCUAGGACUUCGCAUUGAGGAGCUAAGUUUAGACGAGAAGGCAGAGAUACUGUUUUUAGAUCAGGGAAUUACUACUGCAGUUGUGCUUGGAAUUAUGUAUAGCGUUGCCAACACUUUUCAACCACUCCCUGAAGACGUUUUUCGAUAUGAUUGGAGGGAACCUUUUAGUCUACGGAAAGGGUGGCUCUUGUGGGCAGGGUUCGGUCUUGUUGGUGCUCUAACAGCCAUUGCAUUGACAGGAGCUGCCAUGUCCUUUUUCAGUGGUGAGAGCCCACAAAGAGAGACUGAUGCUCUAGUUCGCUUGCUCCCACUAAUCGGAUCUUCAAGUAUUAGCACUGCUUGCUUAGUGGGCAUCACUGGUGUCUUUGCUCCAGUUCUUGAGGAGACUGUGUUUCGGGGAUUUUUUAUGAUGUCCAUGACUAAGUGGGUACCUACACCAGUAGCUGUCAUUAUAAGUGCAGCUGUAUUUGCACUAGCACAUCUCACACCAGGACAGUUCCCCCAGUUGUUUGUGCUAGGGACUGCUUUGGGAUUUUCAUAUGCCCAAACACGUAAUCUUCUAACACCCAUCACAAUACAUGCUUUUUGGAACUCAGGAGUCAUAUUGCUUCUCACAUUUCUCCAGCUUCAAGGCUACGAUAUCAAGGAAUUGCUGCAAGCAACCUGAUAGGGAUUUUCGUUGAUAUUGAAGCUUGUGCAGACUACUCUCUUAAGGUUUAUUUACCAUGGAACCGUACAGAUUUUUGUCCCCCCCUCCCGUCUUUGUUUUAUAUAUACACCCACACUUAUCUCCUUUCUUCAUUCUUUGUUGUACAAGUGAUCAAGACUAGGAGAACAACUGACGGAAGCUAGUGAAUACAUUCUAAAAGUUGGUUCUUCAA